ACAAUUGGUUUACGAACGUUGUCGGCUACUAUCGUCGUUUUUUUUCUAUCACAAUACGAACAAAAAGUAACGUUGAAUCUAUAACGGACAAAAGUUGUGAAAGUGAUUCUUAUAUGUUUAAAAGUUGUAAUUGCGCAGCAAGGAAAAAUGGGGGAUGUUGUAAAAAGCGUAAUGAAUUACAUGAAACUGUACCAAUUUGAUUUGUGUUCCAAUUACUUGAAGAAACAACAACCAAUGCUCACCGAUAAAGAUGCCAUUAAUUUGUUGCUAUGCUGUUAUAAGGGGAUUGAGAAGAACAAAAUGCCCAUGGAAUACAUUUUUGAUUAUUUAAAGUACUGCAAUUUCGAUAAAAUUCAAUUGGACAUAGACACAUUCUUCCAAUGUUUAUAUCACAUCUUAAAUAAUCUGGUCUGCAAAGGCUAUUUGGAAGAACUAACUUCAUUAAAACAUAUUCUGAUUCCAGAAUUCAUUAAGACCAACUUAAAUGAAGUUCAGAGAAAGUACUAUAAAAGUACAAUUAACUUGAUCUUACAGCACUUAGUGAAUGAGCUACAACAGAAAAAGAGUGUGUAUCCCAAAAGCUUUUUGACCUUGUGCAUUUUAACAUUGGAGAUGAAGUUUGCCAGCAAUGCAGAAAAUCCCUCGUAUCUAGCAAAUGAAUUGGAAAACCAUAUAAAGUAUUUGAUAAUUUCCAAGUUCAACCAUUCAAUAAUCAUUGAUAAGUUUAAUGAAUUUGUCUCUCAGAUACCUGACAAGUUUAUACAAUAUAAGUCUGCUUUGUCAUUGAUUAUACUUCUUUUGAAAAACUGCACAAGUGGUGCAGAUAAACAAAAGCUGAUUGCUGAUUGUUUCAAUACCAUCAAGAAGACAGGUGAUGAGACUUCAAUUUUGCUAAUCCAACUAGCAGGAAAUAUAUUUACUAAUGUAAGUAGUGAUUUGGAACUGGAUCUGAGGACAAUGAAUAAUUUAUUAAAAGGCUGUGAUAAGAAGAAUAAGUAUAUAGCUGAAGCUUGCCAGUACAUAGCUUAUAUUUCAUCAUCAACAAUGCAAAUGGAGCUUCAGAUUGAGCAUGUCUGGAAAAGGAAAGUAACUAAGGACGUUGUUCUGCAAUAUUCUGAGUUUGCAAAUCAAAUGGAAAUUAUGUUAUUGAAUUCGAAGCAUAAAUGUUGCUGCGAGUUAAAUUACAAAGCGCAUGAUGCAAUAUUCAUUCUAUUAGGUGUUGCUAUUGGGAAGAAAUUCGUGAAUGAUUCUGAUAUAAUUAAACUAAUACUAGAUAAUUUAAACCGGAUCAACAGGCAUCUCGUAAAACUGAAAGAUAACAAAUGCUGCAAAUUCAAGCCAAUUUGGCAAAAGUCUGUCACAGAGUAUUACAACAUUGCUAUCAACAUGCAACAGUAUAAAGCAGACGAAUGUGUGGAUUAUUUUAAAAGCCUAUUUGAAAAGAUGACUAACAUAGAAGGAAUCGGGGAGAAGGAAAUCAUUAAAAAUGGAUCGCUCAACAUUUUGGAAUUGUUCAUAGACACGAGUAACAAGAAAGAGAAUUACGAUGUGGCUUACAAAGUUUCAGCGCUCAGUGUUUACCUCUUUCGCAGUGAUCACUCGUUAAUAAACUUUGUGAAAUGCAAGUGCAAGUUGGAUGACUCGAUCAAAAUAAAAAAUAUUGUUAAUGUUCUGAAAGCCAACGAAGAGUUCUAUCGAAGUUUCUAUAAAGAUUUUAAGAGUAUUGACAGCAAUCAAGAUAAAAUUGAUAUGUUGUUGUUGGAGAUGAAGUGUUACUUGAAAAUUUGGCCCAGUCGGAAAGCUUUAAUCUGCGUGUUUAAAGAACUGUAUUCAUUGAUGGAUGCUGUUACAUUUGUUGAGCACUUGACCGAUCUUUCGAUGGAAUAUCUCAUUUACGAGGAUCAAGAAUUUUACAAGAUUAUCUGCGACUGCCUGGAAUCAAUUAAAUCUGAGAAAAAGUGUAAUUACUCGAUUUCCUAUUUGUAUUUCUUUAAAUUCCGGUACGAGAAUAUAGUGCAGAUUUAUAGCAACGAAAAGGAAAUAGCUAAGAUGAAAGAUGUUGAACCUCUGGAGGCUCAACAUCCGGCCGAAGAAGUGCUCCACGUUAAUGAUACCUGUGAUAUAGUGUCCUGUUACAACGACCUAAAAAUAAGCAAUUACUCCAAGGUUUUGAAAUAUUUACAUAUUUGUUUGGAAUAUCUGAAGAAAGCCGUGAAGCAACAGGAGGAUGCGAAGGUGAGUUUCGUGUCGAUUGCUAAGAACUUGGGUCACAUGUUUAACUUGCACGGGUUCUCCUUGGAGGCCUUAAAAACCUGGCAACUGGCUUCAGAAUUAGCGCAGAAAAUGAAGCUUUACAACUUGUACACGGAAGUAGCUUCAGCGAUGCUGUUCUAUCUAGACGCGACGAGCAAACGAUUUAAGGAAAUAAACAAGACAAUCAAAAGCUUUAAUCCGGAAAUUAGCAAUGAAGUCGCGUGUUUCUAUUAUACUAAUUUGGCGUUUUCUUAUCUCAAUAAUGGCGAUUUGGAGGAAUGUCUGAAGGCUCACGAAUUGGCGAACGAAAAGUAUUGUUUGAUACAGGAUGUGCAGGAUAAGACGACGGAAUUGGCGGUAAUCAAGAUUUUAUUCAAUUUUCUAGAAUCCCACAUUUACCAGUUUCCUUGCGAUUACAACAUCUACAAGCACGGCAAUUACGUGCAGAUUAAACCGUUGACAACGUUCAAGUUGAUGCACACCGAUUUGAAGAUGAUCACGUACAAUAUGGAAAUAACACCGCAAUUCCUCACGCUCCUAUUCGACAUCACCGAGUACAUAGUCUCAAAUUUUAAUAGACUCAGAUUUCCCAGGGAUUCCAGGUGUUACGGGCGAGAACUGGUUCAAUUGGCGCAGAAAAUGGUCGUCCCUUUUCGCACUGCUAGAUUGUUGAUUCUUUUAGCUAAAGCCGACUUGUUGACUUCGAGGUACAGCGAUUGUCAGGUCAAGUUGAACGGAGUUUCGGAUAUUCUCGAUUUGAAGAAGAUUAAAGCAGAAACUCCUGAUAUAGUGGUUUGUAAUGACGAUAGUGGUGAUAACUUGGAGAUAUCCGAGUAUCCCAUCAAUCCAGCAUCUCCUGUCCUUUACAAAGAAUCGGUAAUUAAACUAGCGUUUCUGAAUCACGAGGAUUGCAGUUGCAUCCAAUGCUGCAGCAUUGAGUAUCACGAAUUGCUCUUAAAGAAUAUCCAUUUAGAAGCGAUGCUAAACGAACGGACCGGAAACAUGCUGAUAUCUAAGAAUUACUUCGACAAUUUGAACGAUGUUAAAACGAAAAUACAACUCAUCAAUUCGAAACGAACGGACUCCUUCGGUUUUGAACUGAACGACAAAGUUAAAACGCUGCAGGACACUUUGGAGUUUAUCGCCGUGGAUCACAUAAAAUGGUCUUUGCGUAACGAUUGCAACGCGAGUGCGGCGAAAGAGACGCUUUCGAAGAUGCAAGAAUCGAAGAACCAUCACCUGAACAACGAAAUCUACCACAUACAGAAUUCUCAGUUGAUCAAUUGGAACGUAUACUUCGACAAGUUGAAUAUUAUUAAGAGUUUGCCACUGAUGAAUUCGAACAUCGGGUGCGCCCGAACGCCCGACAACAAGAUUACCAAGAUCAAAUUCCCGAAGAGCGUGAGCCCCAGUAAGCCAGAUUCUGUGCCGCACAACAAGAACAUCAAGAAGACGUUGUUCGCUUUUGAUCAGUUUUCGGUGCCGAAGACACCGUCUGCAAAAUUCCAAAUUUACACACCCAAUAUUAAGGAGAGCAAGAAGAAAGUCAAGUCGGAGACGAAGAGUGCCGCCAAAAUUAAGAUGCUUGCGGAUAAAAUGAAGAGUUCUCUGAAGGUCAAUGAUGAAAACGAGUUGGAAAGCAGCGAGAACGCCUCGUCCAGUCGACCUAGACGAAACGUGAGGAAGAAUCUGCUGGAUGAGAUGUCUGGAACGCCGACGAUUAAGACGACUACGGUAAACAGCAGAGAGGGUUUAAGACGUCUCGCUAAGAGGGAACGAUAGCACUACUACUUCUUCAUCCACUGAUAAACAUAAAUAUAUUGUAUAAUAAUUACUUAAUUUUAAGAGUAUUAAAUAUUAUGAAAUUAACAUAACUUCAAUUUCAUUUCGUUCAAGAUCUCAAUUAUUAACGAAAUAAUCUCUAAAAGCAACAGAUACAAAUUUAUGUGAUUGUUAAUGGCUGUUCAAAGGAACUGUAUUACUGGCUGAUAUUGUCAUUAGUUUUAUUGAUACUUGUUUAAUUCUGAAAAAAAAAUAUGUAUAUAUAUAUA
Messenger RNA from Nicrophorus vespilloides, 4304 nucleotides. RefSeq lists its product as uncharacterized. The coding region runs from base 148 to 4035 and encodes 1295 amino acids. Lineage: Eukaryota; Metazoa; Arthropoda; Insecta; Coleoptera; Silphidae. The record is from RefSeq and is a predicted model, not a curated record. The transcript has 3 exons.